Messenger RNA from Megalops cyprinoides (Indo-Pacific tarpon), 3016 nucleotides. Its product is annotated as transportin-3-like. The transcript has 23 exons. Gene Ontology annotation, biological process: protein import into nucleus. Gene Ontology annotation, molecular function: small GTPase binding. Gene Ontology annotation, cellular component: nuclear membrane; cytoplasm. Lineage: Eukaryota; Metazoa; Chordata; Actinopteri; Elopiformes; Megalopidae. The coding region runs from base 151 to 2913 and encodes 920 amino acids. The record is from RefSeq and is a predicted model, not a curated record.
UUAGCGGGCACGCGCACGGAGUCAACCUGAGUGUUUGAAAUGGCGGCCCGGGAAAAUAAAAGACCCAGCUGAAUAGCGGUCCGAGAUAGCAACCAAGCAAUCCUUCACUUUUCCGGAAGAUAAUACACGUCCAUUUAAAGCGUAACCGCCAUGGAAGGAGGUAAACCGUCGCUUGCGCUGGUCCACCAGGCUGUGCAGGCGCUUUACCACGACCCCGACCCCGCCGGCAAAGAGCGAGCUUCCGCGUGGCUCGGGGAGCUGCAAAGAUCGCUGUACGCCUGGGAGAUCGCAGACCAGCUCCUGCAGCUGAAGCAGGAUGUGGAGUCCUGCUACUUCGCAGCCCAGACCAUGAAGAUGAAGAUCCAGACCUCAUUCCACGAGCUUCCGGCCGACACCCACACGGCCCUACGUGACUCGCUGCUGUCACAUAUAGAGAACCUGAAAGACCUCUCCCCCGUCAUCGUCACCCAGCUGGCCCUGGCAAUAGCAGACCUCGCCCUGCAGAUGGCGUCCUGGAAAGGCUGUGUUCACACUCUCAUUGAAAAGUACAGCAGUGAGGUCUCCUCCAUGCUGGUCCUGGUGGAGAUCCUGACCGUUCUGCCAGAGGAGGUGCACAGUCGCUCCCUACGGAUUGGAGCCAAUCGCCGUGCAGAGAUCAUCCAGGACCUAGCCUGUUACUCCAACAUGGUGGUCUCUCUGCUGGUGUCCUGUGUGGAGAAGGUGGGUGGCAGUGAGGGGAUGCUGAUCAAAGUGGUCCGCUGUCUGGGCAGCUGGUUUAACCUGGGCGUUCUGGACAGCUCCUUACUGGCCGACAACCAGCUCCUCCUCAUCCUAUUCCAAGUGCUGCAGCGGGACGAGACCUCCACCAACCUGCAUGAGGCGGCCACGGACUGCGUGUGCUCGGCGCUGUGUGUCGUAGAGAACGCGGACGCCAGCGUGCCGCUAGCCGCGCGGCUGUUCCAGGGUGUGCUGACGCUGGAGACGGCCUACCACAUGGCUGUGGCACGCGAGGACCUGGACAAGGUGCUGAAUUACUGCCGGAUUUUCACCGAGCUGUGUGAGACGUUCCUGGACGCGAUGGUGCGGAGCCCGGGGCAGGGCGUGGGAGACCUGCAUACGCUGGAGCUGCUGCUCAUCUGUGCAGGACACCCCCAGUAUGAGGUGGUGGACAUCACCUUUAACUUCUGGUACCGGCUGGGGGAGCAUCUGUACAACACCAACAAUGCAGUUCUUAAUGGCAUCUUCAGACCCUACGUACAGAGACUGCUAUAUGCACUGGCCCGGCACUGCCAGCUCGACCCCGAUCAUGAAGGAAUACCUGAAGACAUGGAUGAUUUUGGAGAGUUUCGCAUGAGAGUUUCAGAUCUUGUGAAGGACAUCAUUUUCCUGGUGGGCUCCACGGAAUGCUUCUCGCAGCUGUACUCCACUCUGAAGGAGGGAAGCCCACCCUGGGAGGUGACUGAAGCAGUGCUCUUCAUCAUGGCCACCAUCGCUAAGACUGUAGAUCCUGAGAGUAACCCCAUGCUGCCGGAGGUGCUGGAGCAGCUGGUGCUGCUGCCUCAGACAGUGCACCCAGCUGUACGCUACACCAGCAUGGAGCUGGUGGGGGAGAUGAGCAAGGUGGUGAACCACCACCCACGCUGCCUGGACCCUGUGCUCAGGUACCUGAUGGAAGGUUUAAAGGAGAAGGCUCUGGCCUCAGUGGCAGCAAAGGGCAUCCACAACAUCUGCUCCAUGUGCCGAGAUCACAUGACCCAGCACUUUCAGACCCUCCUGGAUAUCGCCCGCGCCCUGGACACCUUCGCCCUGUCCCCCAAUGCUGCUGUCGAGCUCCUCAAAGGUACUGUGUUAGUCCUGUCUCGUCUCCCGUCGGAGAAAGUAGCUGAGUGUUUGAGUGACCUCUGUGCCGUGCAGGUCACAGCACUUCAGAAGCUGCUGUCUCAGGAAGGUAAACCCGCUGACCCCACCGUUUGGCUGGACAGAUUGGCAGCCAUUUUUAGGCACACAAACCCUGUUGUGGAGAACGGGCAGACGCAUCCCUGUCAGAAGGUCAUUCAGGAAGUCUGGCCUGUGCUGUCUCAGACGCUGCACAGACACCAGGCUGAUAACAGGAUUGUUGAGCGAUGCUGCCGCUGCUUGCGAUUCGCCGUGCGCUGUGUGGGCAAAGGCUCCGCCCCCCUGCUGCAGCCACUGGUCACACAGAUGGUGAGUGUGUAUCAGGUGCACCCCCACUCCUGCUUCCUGUACCUGGGCAGCAUCCUGGUGGACGAGCACGGCUCAGAGGACAGCUGCCUGCAGGGGCUGCUGGACAUGUUACAGGCCCUCUGUGUGCCCACCUUCCAGCUGCUGGAGCAGCCCAACGGCCUGCGGAAUCACCCCGACACUGUGGACGACCUCUUCAGGCUGGCAACACGGUUUGUACAGCGGAGCCCUGUCACCCUGCUGAGCAGCCAGAUCAUUGUACGCAUCAUCCAGUGUGCCAUCGCUGCCACUGCCCUGGACCACCGCGAGGCCAGCUGCAGCAUCAUGAAGUUCGUCAGAGACCUCAUCCACACGGGCGUUGGCAGCAAGCAUGCGGAUGACUUCGAGGUACGGAAGCAGCUGAUUGGUCAGGUCCUGCAGCAGCAGGGGCAGCAGCUGGUGACACAGCUGAUUCACUCCUCCUGCUUCUGCCUGUCGCCCUACACCCUCCCCGACGUGGCCGAGGUCGUCUGGGAGAUCCUGCGCUUCGACCGCUCGAUGUUCAGCCACUGGCUGGAAAACACUCUUCAGGGGAUCCCCAAACAGACGUCUGGCGGGGCGGUGACCGUCACCCACCAACAGCUGACAGACUUCCACAAGCAGGUGACCAGUGCUGAAGAUUGCAAGCAGGUGUGCGGGGCCAUACGAGACUUCACCAGGCUGUUCCGAUAGCCUAGGCUGCAAGGUCUACCUGAAGACCAGAAGGAGCGUUACAGAAGGAGGUGACGGUGUUACAGAAGGAAGAGACUGCAUUACAGAAGGAGGUGACAACGUU